Malus domestica (apple) is the source of this 1218-nucleotide messenger RNA. RefSeq lists its product as uncharacterized. Lineage: Eukaryota; Viridiplantae; Streptophyta; Magnoliopsida; Rosales; Rosaceae. The record is from RefSeq and is a predicted model, not a curated record. Gene Ontology annotation, molecular function: protein binding.
UGGUUCUAGAACAGAAAACCUGGUUGAAUCCUUUGUAACUUGUAUUGAAUUAUUGGAAAAUCAAGUUUGUUGAUAUGACGAGUCUCAACUUCGAUGACCAAGAUGGGAUACUGAGAACUAUUUCGGAUGCACCACCAAUCCAUUACACAGUAAAACUACAAUCGAUUUCGUUGCUCACCAAACAUAACUUGGAGAAAUAUGAAUCUGGGGACUUUGAAGCCGGAGUAUACAAAUGGAAACUGGUUUUCUAUCCGAAUGGAAACAAGAACAGGAAUGUGAAAGAGCACAUCUCUCUCUACUUGGUAAUGUCUGGAGCAACUGCUCCCCAUAUUUCUUCGGAAGUGUAUGCUGUUUUCAGGUUGUUUAUUCUCGAUCAGAACAACGGCAAUUACUUCGUUCUUCAAGAACCAAAGGAAAGGCGGUUUCAUGGGAUGAAACUCGAUUGGGGAUUCGAUCAAUUUCUCUCCCACAAAGCUUUCACUCAAGCUUCAAAUGGAUUUCUCAUAGAUGACACUUGUGUUUUGGGAGCAGAGGUCUUUGUUUCUAAAGAGAGAAGCAAAGGCAAAGGAGAGUGUCUAUCAUUGGUAAGCAAAGGCAAAGGAGAGUGUCUAUCAUUGGUAAAGGAUCCUAUUAUGUACAAGAAUACUUGGAGGAUUGACAACGUAUCAAAGCUAGAUGCGGAAUCCUACGACUCAAAAACAUUCAUUGCAGGAGACCAAAAAUGUGGUUGUUGCAGGAAGAUGCAGCUCUAUCCCAAGGGAAAGGGCAAUGGAGUUGGAACCCAUCUUGCUUUUUUUCUGGCGUUAGUCGAACCAAAAUCUCUUCCUCCUGGCUGUCAAAUAUAUGCAGAGUUUAUUUUACGGAUCCUAGACCAGAAGUAUGGCCAGUACCAUAUCUCUAGUAAAGCAAAUCACUGGUUCAGUGUCUCAAAUUCGAUGAAGGGAUGGAUGAGAUUUACUACUCUGGGAUCAUUCAACCAGACACACAUUGUGUUGAAUGAUACUUGCAUUGUGGAGGCAGACGUCACUAUCCAUGGAAUUAUUGAUGUACUGUAGCCAAAUAGUAUAAUAGUACAAAAUUCCUGCUAUGUGAAACUUUGGGGGUGUAAAAUAGUAAAGCUAGUCGAAUAAGGUGUUAAAAACACAUUCAUUUCACUUGUGAAUACCAUUGUAUCGUUUGUGACUACAUGGUGAAUAAAUACAUCAUUGUCUGCUCUUC